Messenger RNA from Perca fluviatilis (European perch), 646 nucleotides. RefSeq names its product G2/M phase-specific E3 ubiquitin-protein ligase-like. The transcript has 2 exons. The coding region runs from base 35 to 532 and encodes 165 amino acids. The record is from RefSeq and is a predicted model, not a curated record. NCBI's taxonomy places the organism in Eukaryota, Metazoa, Chordata, Actinopteri, Perciformes, Percidae. Gene Ontology annotation, molecular function: ubiquitin-protein transferase activity.
UAUCCAAUUUGAAAAAUUAUAUUUGUAUCUUCUCAUGAUACAUUUUUACAGGUUCAGGGAGGGGAUGAAGACCCUUGGUGUUCUUGAUGCAAUAAGAAUGCACCCAGAUGCUUUCAGACCGCUGUUUUGUCACGAGCCAUCCCCACUCACAGCGGAUGUACUAGAACUGUCAGCAGUGGGCAGGAACAAAAGAAGGGCAGAGGAAUGUGUGGUUGCAUUUUGGAGGGACUACCUGCUGGAUGUUGAGGAGCAGGAGGGACCCUUCCAACUUGGGGGUAUCCUGGCCUUUACGACGGGAGCAAAUGAUAUUCCACCCCUGGGCUUCUCCCCACUACCUUCAGUGGUUUUUCUCCAUGAGCUGCCCCUCAGACAAGGCCGUCAUUUACCCACCGCAAACACAUGCAUUAACUGCCUGCGGUUGCCAGUCCUGAAAAAAUUCGAGGAUUUUAAGGAAACUAUGGAUUUUGCAUUAAAAACACUCAGGGAUUUGGUCAGGAAUGACUUCCAAGAAGUCCUUAAUAUACAUUAUUAAAAUCUGUUGCCUGUUGAACUUGACUAAAUUGAAGAGGCAUCGUUGUCAAUAACUCACCAUUUCCUAAUACAUUAUUAAUGUCUUGUUUAAACAAUUAAAAAUGGAAUAAUCAUC